AGACACAUGAAGAUUCACACACAUCUUGUGACAUAAGUUGGACAGGUGCAGAAGAAAUAUCAUUUUAGUAACUUCGCUUCAGAGAAGAUUUAAGAGAAUACUGCAAGAGAAUGGAGUUUGAUUUGUCUCAAGCUUUGGACGGAUCACCCACAUUUGAUGAUGAAACAUUUCAGCUCUCUUGCUAUGACAUGACAGAUGUUGAGGAUAAAACCUACCCUCUUGACAAAGGACUGGAUCUGGUUAUAUCCUACAAUCGCAAGACAAUGCAGCGUGUGGCUAACCUAGUGGUGGCAGUAAACAGGAUGAAAAAGUCUCUGAAAAACUGUGGCCGAGGCCUCAGUAAUGAGCAGCUCUGCAGUGAGAUCUUAGAAAGCCUUGUGGAAGAAACAACCAUUGACACGGUGGAACAACCCUCCAGACAAAAAAUAUACACCCGCGUCAACAGCGUCAAGCACUGCACUAUAACUGACUCCUCCAAGAAGGAUGUUGUCCACGGACCAGAAGAAAUGGAAUUGCAGGCCAUCACUUUGAAAGGAGGAAGCUGUGAACGUAAAGUGGAGUUUACCCUGUUGAGGUACGUCACCCCUGAGCCACAACCUGGCAAAGGCCAACCUGUUGUCCUGUCGAUCAGGAACACUGGCAUUCACAUUUCCUGCUCCAUGACGGGUAACAGAGCAGUGUUGAAACUGGAGAGAUGCCUUGAGGAACAUUUGGAGAGGAUCAGUGAUGAGCAGAACAUGGACCGAUUCCUCUUCUACCACACCGUCACAGGACUCGAUGAGACCAAGUUUGAGUCCGUCAGAUGCCCCAGCUGGUACAUCAGCACUUCCUGUAAGGACGAGAACAUGCUCUUGGAAAUGUGUGAGGUGGACAACGUCGGCCGCCUCAAGUCUUUUAUGAUCAACUAGAAUGUGUAUCAGUCACAAAGUCACUGAUUUAACUCAGAUCAACAUUCCGACUAAAUAGCGUAGGGUGGAAGUAGGUGUGAAAUUGGUCACGUUGAGUAGUGUGAAAAUGAAAAGAUACACACAAUAAACAAAGGAGGAAGUCUGAGAAGGCUGCAGGAGGCCACAUGAUAGAAUCUGACCAGGAAAUGUUCAUGUAUCCCUAAAUUCUUCUUCACCACUAGAUGGCACAAUCCUCUUUAAUAUUCACUUGGCUCCAACGAUGAUGCCCUCAUGAGGUCAAAAAAACUUUAUAAUUAUUUGAGUGUUGCCCAGUAAAAUAAUACACUUUAUAUAACUUAAGAUACUUCCGAAAAUGAAUGUAAUUUUGUUUUUACGUAAAUUCUUUCAGGAUAAAUAUUGUAGCAGGAUAUUCCUGAAUCUACUGAUGUGUUGCCACGUUACAUCGACGUUUGGGCUUUUUUAGACAUGUAUUUUCCUCUCUAUUUCAUUCAUCGCUUUAUGUUCUGAUCAUAAAUGUCUCUUGCACUGUUAGUAGUUUAGAUGGCUUCAUAUACAAACACCUAAUGAAUUGUUUUAUAUGGGCUUACAUUAAUCAAAUGCACUUUUUCAUAUCGUAUCUUAUAUUGGGUUUUUCCUCAAUGUCAUUUAACUUUAACAGCUAUCGUGUAUUUAGUUAUUUCUGUCAUGUAUUUGUUUAACUGUUUUUAAUUUGGGUUGUUCUGUCUGAUUUUUGUGAUAUGCUUCCUAAAACCAGUAAUAAGCAGUUGAUAGUACUUGAUUUAUGUUUCAGUCAGAUUAAAGCUAAGACCAAAAAUGUUUCAUGUCUCGUUGGUCUUGAAUUACAUCAAAGUUUGUGGUGCAGCUCUAGGUGUCAGCAACAACUGGAUAACACAAUGACCUAUUAUCACAGACAAACACGAGGUGACUUGAAGGUUUACUGCAUUGGACGGUGGAAAAAUUCAGUCACAUAUGGAGUCAGGCUCCUCUUCAGUGUCUGCUGCAGUAAAUAUUUUGAAGAGACUUGUUUAUGGGGAUCUGCAAUAUCAAUGUCUUGGUGACAGACAUAUGAAAUGUUAAUUCCUCUUACUGCGCUGCAACCAAAUGUCAAAUAUGCAG
Messenger RNA from Sphaeramia orbicularis (orbiculate cardinalfish), 2024 nucleotides. It is a transcript of the gene il1b, whose product is annotated as interleukin 1, beta. The transcript has 6 exons. Gene Ontology annotation, biological process: immune response; cellular response to lipopolysaccharide; macrophage chemotaxis. The coding region runs from base 111 to 908 and encodes 265 amino acids. The record is from RefSeq and is a predicted model, not a curated record. Gene Ontology annotation, molecular function: cytokine activity. Lineage: Eukaryota; Metazoa; Chordata; Actinopteri; Kurtiformes; Apogonidae.